UUUGAGGGAAUCAUAUCAUCUCUUUCAGUAACGACCGUCUAUUUUUAUACUUUAGUUGAAAGCGCCAAAGAUAUUCACCAUGGAAAAUAAUUCAAAUGAUCCCUGUCUUGUUGAUUUGUAUGAAGGAGAUGGCGAUGAAUUAUUGAUUCUUUUGGAAACGGAGACAGCGGAACUAAUUCGUGACUCAGAAAAAUGGGAAAAAAUUAUUUAUUCUCACAUAGAUAGAGUUGUUAACUCACCACGGAGUUUGAAAAUCGACAAUUUUAAAGAAGAUUUUGAUUGGUUAAACAGCAAACCGCUUUCUUUAGAUAAAGAACUAAAGAACAAAUUUUUAAUUUUGGACUUUUUUACUUAUUGUUGCAUUAACUGUGAACAUGCUCUCCCAUUUAUACAGCAAGUUGAAGAAGACUUCAGAGAAAAUACUGAAAUUGUUGUGAUAGGUGUGCAUUCACCAAAAUUUCUAAAUGAGAAGGAUCUUAACAGUGUUAAGAAUGCAGUUCUCAGAAACAAGAUUAAGCAUCCAGUUAUUAAUGAUCCUGAAAAUCAUCUAUGGAAUAAGCUUGGAGUGUACUGUUGGCCAACUGUUUUAAUAACAAGCCCUUCACACCAAAUUUUGUUCUCAUUGGUUGGAGAGGUACAAAUUGAGAAGCUUAAUUAUCUCUGCCAUCAAGUACUGAAAUACUUCAAAACAAAAAAUACUUUAUUGAAUACAAACCAAUUGCAGCUGACUCUUCUUGAAAAUAAUAAAGAAACUGAAUCAUUGUUAUUUCCUAGCGGCAUCUCUACUUGUGGCAAAUCCAUAAUUGUUUCAGAUACAGGACAUAAUCGUCUUCUUUUGCUAUUAUUUGAUGGGAAAAUUCAGCAUGUCAUAGGAUCUGGUGCUAUUGGACAUAAAGAUGGAUCAUUCUCAAAAGCUUCAUUUAAUCGCCCACAAGGAAUUGCUUGGUGGAAAUCUAAUUUUGUUUUUGUUGCUGAUACUGGAAACAACUGCAUAAGAAUGAUAGAUUUAAAAGCAAAAGAAGUUUCCACUGUUUUUAAGAGAAAAAAUGCAGCUGUUGAUGCAAAUUUUUCUUCUCCUUGGGAUGUCUGUAUUGGUCCACAUUUUGGUUCUGAAACAAAUGAAUUAAAUGUUCUCUACAUAGCUGUGGCUGGUUCUCAUCAAAUAUGGGCUAUGCCAUUACAAGAUGUGUCUAUCAAAUCAUCUAAUGAGCAUAAAUAUCUAGAAUGUUCUCCAUUUGCUGGUAGUGGAAUUGAAGAAUGUCGGAAUAAUAGUUACAAAAUGAAAGCUGGAUUUGCACAGCCAUCAGGUGUAUCAUAUUCAGAAUUAAAUCCUGGUGUUUUAUUUAUCGCUGAUAGUGAAAGUUCAACUAUUCGUUCAUUAUCUCUUAAAAAUGGUCAUGUUAAAACUGUUGUUGGUGGAGGCUUGGAUCCUAAAGAUUUGUUUCAAUAUGGUGACAAAGAUGGGUCAGGUUAUGAUGUGAAAUUACAACACCCUUUAGGUAUAUGUGCAGCUGAUGAAGCAACAAUAUAUAUUGCUGAUUCAUAUAACCAUAAAAUCAAACUUAUUAAUGAUAAAAAGCGAGAAUGUUCUACACUGGCAGGGAGUGGAAUUAAAGGAUCUAAAAUAAACGCUUCUUUACUCAAGUGCGAAUUUGAUGAACCAAGUGCAAUUUGUUAUUCUUCAGAUGAAAAACUCUUACUUAUUGCUGAUACCAAUAACCACAGCAUAAAGAUUAUUGAUCCUGAAACAAAAAUACUUAAAGUUAUGUCACUCACUUUUCCUGAUAUUUCUUGUGUUGACGCUCCAUUGGUGGGGUCUGGGUUCCCCUAUCAAGAUAUUUCUAAUUUCAGAAAAAUCAAUCUCAAGGUUGGAGGGAAGAUAAACUGCACUUUCAAACUGAAUCAGCCAGGAUUGUCCCUCACAGAGGGAGUCAUGCAGCCAUGGAAUCUAUCAAUAAAAGGUUCUUGUUACUGGAAUGUGGGAUGCAGAUCAAAUUCUCUUUUCCAUUCAACUUGGCAACCUUCUUUAAUUUUGAAGUGCAUUGAUGGCAGCAAAGAACAUACUUUAUCUGAAAUUAUUAUUUCAGCCAAUUUGACUUUAUGCGAUGAUAUUAAUAAUAUUUGUUUUCCCAAAGAAGUUACUGUAAAACUUGAAAUAGAAUUCUCUGAAGAAGGACUUGAAUGUUAUGAUGGUGUUUUUAUUUUUAAUUGAUAAAACCUUAUGGCAAUUUCUUAUUUAUUUGUUAUCCAGAAUUAUAUUUUAUAUUAAAUUUUUACAAAUAAAUACUAUUUUUUAAAACUUU
Molecule: messenger RNA, 2303 nt
Organism: Argiope bruennichi
Lineage: Eukaryota; Metazoa; Arthropoda; Arachnida; Araneae; Araneidae
Product: NHL repeat-containing protein 2-like
Exons: 11
Coding region: 80-2212 (710 amino acids)
Source: RefSeq, a predicted model, not a curated record